AUGACCAUAGUACAUAUACUGAAAGAGUUAAGUGAGCAUUUUAUUAGUUUUACAGAACAUGGAUUUAUGUAUGGACCUCAAGGUAAAAUGUUGCUAAGAAACCUUGAAGAACAUUGGUUUUUACAUUGUAUUACAAUGUCACGCUACAAUAUAUUUCUAUCAGAUGAAUUUAACAAUACCAUAGAUUUUAUUACAAAAACUGGAAUGAGUAACAUACCAUUUGGAUUAGCAACGAUAAAAAAAUCAAAACACUCUUGGAAUCAGAGUGUAUCAGUUAUACAAAAAUUAAAUUACCAUAAGACUGCUGAAAUAGCUAUCUUUAACAAUAAUAUAGAAACAGAAGAUUUAUUUCAUAAAAUACAGAAGGAACGAAAAAUUUGGUGGCGUAGAUUAGCACAAUGUCCUUCUAGAUUUAAACUCACAGAAGCAAAAAAAAUAAAAAGUCUUGAUACAGUAGAUAUUAAAGCACAAUUUUCAUUUGGCAGUAUUACUGUAGAAAGAAUAACUUGUCAUACCGAUGUCCAAAAAUUGUUCUCUCAGGUUGAUAGUAAAAAAGAUUUUGCCCAUAUACAAAUGGUUGAACAUAUGAUGUCUUUAGAUUGGGGUACUUUAGCACUACUUUCUGAUGCUCAUGAUACGAAUAAAUCAACUAAAAUGCAUAUUCAUUCCAUGUUAGCACCACAUAAAGUUGCCUUUCAUAUAAAAAGAUCAAAUAAUGAAGUGAAUGCUCAAAGUGAUGAUUUAAAUCGCUUUGUACUUUACUUAAAUAACAUGCUGAGAACAAAAGGUCUGAAUACUCUAUUAACCACCUCGGAACAAAUUAUAGAUACAUGCUUGGUUCCAUUCAUAGUUUUAGUUGAUACGACUAGUCUAGAAAAUGGCAUUGUACAUGUAAGGGAUAGAUCGACAACUCUUAGUGAAGCAGUACAUAUAACUGAUUUAGUAAAGUAUCUAAUUAUGCGAUGUUAAUCAAUGUUUAAUUUCAUAUGAAUAA
This is a messenger RNA of Habropoda laboriosa, 994 nucleotides long. RefSeq names its product DNA polymerase subunit gamma-2, mitochondrial (gene DNApol-gamma35). The record is from RefSeq and is a predicted model, not a curated record. The transcript has 2 exons. Bases 1 to 969 code for a protein of 322 amino acids. Lineage: Eukaryota; Metazoa; Arthropoda; Insecta; Hymenoptera; Apidae.